Molecule: messenger RNA, 255 nt
Organism: Phytophthora sojae
Lineage: Eukaryota; Oomycota; Peronosporomycetes; Peronosporales; Peronosporaceae
Exons: 1
Coding region: 1-255 (84 amino acids)
Source: RefSeq, a predicted model, not a curated record
AUGCCUUGUUGCCUUUGCUUUAUGACUUUUCUCUAUUUUUUAAUUUUAAAAAAUACACUGGAGUUAUUGGCUUGUCCACAUAGAGUCGCGCAUGACUACCGUCUGCUGCGUUCGUUCGUCUUCCUCAGAGUGACGCAUUCAUCUGCAUCGCGAAUCGCGGCUGAAGAUCGCGAAUCGCGAUCUUCAGCCGCUGCCUUUGAGGUGGCAGGACGCCAUUUAGCGGCGGUAUACCCAUUGAGACCUACCGUGCUUUAA